Molecule: messenger RNA, 321 nt
Organism: Cooperia oncophora
Lineage: Eukaryota; Metazoa; Nematoda; Chromadorea; Rhabditida; Trichostrongylidae
Source: the annotation of a GenBank genome assembly
AUGUCAUUUCUCACGUUCACUCUGGCCUGCUUCCUGUGCGUUCAGUUGUUUUCUCUUGUUGCAUGGGCUGCAAAUGUGCCGCAUUUCUCUAUUGAUGAGAAUCCAUGGUGUGGAGUGCAGCCGUGCCUUACUUCAUCAGUCAACAGGUCGGGGCUGGUUUUCUUUCUUCUAGCCAACGUCUUCACUGGUCUGGUUAACUUCGCGAUCGAUACACAUCAUACCGAUGACGUGACCGCUAUGUUUAUACUUAUUUGCUAUACAUUCAUUCUUUGUGCUAUAGUUCACUACCGUGAUUUCAUGAAAAUGUCAAGAAUUCACUGA